AUGGGCAGAGGCGAAGCGCGGCCCGGACAAAAAGGGGAAAGGGCAAGCAGGCGAGGGGAUAAAGAGAAAACGCACGUAUUGUCUGGCUGGGGCUUGGCACGGCCUCUUCCGUCUCCGUCUCCGUCUCCGCAUCCGCCCGCCCGCCGCCCGCCAACCUGCCCCACCCCCACGCCUUUAGGCUGUGGCGGGACGGACGACGAAUGGCCGAUCCAGCGCCGAUCUGCCUGCCCCGGGCGGAGCAGUGGGACCGCUGCGGCCAGCCGCAGACGCCCAGCUCUCAUUGGUCGAGAUUGUAUCUUGUCCGCUUGA
Protopolystoma xenopodis is the source of this 309-nucleotide messenger RNA. The record is from the annotation of a GenBank genome assembly. NCBI's taxonomy places the organism in Eukaryota, Metazoa, Platyhelminthes, Monogenea, Polystomatidea, Polystomatidae.